CUUUGGGAGGCAGGGGCAGGAGAAUCCCUUCAGCCCAGAAGUUCAAGACCAGCCUGGGCAACAUGGCGAGACCCCCAUCUCUACCAAUUUAAAAAAAAAAAAAAGAAAAGAAAGAAAUAGAAAAAUUAGCUGGGCGUGGUAGCACACACCUGUAGUCCUAGCUACUCAGGAGGCUAAGGUGGGAAGAUCGCUUGAGCCCAGGAGGCGGAGGCUGCAGUAAGCUGAGAUCGUGCCUCUACACCCCAGCAACACCCCAGCUUGGGUGACAGAGCCAGACCCUAUCUCAAAAAAAAAAAAAAGAAAGAAAUAAUGAAUUUAUCCCCUAGGAUGUCAAACUCUGUGACUGCCCUAAAUAAAUUAGUUAAUCCAUCAAAUUAUAAUGUGUUUUUAAUAAUACGUCAUCAGCCCUCUGCAUCUAAGGAUUCAACCAGCCAGGGGUCAAAAAUAUUUUUAAAAAUUGUGUCUGUACAGAACAUAUGCAGACUUUUUUCCUUGUCAUUAUUCCCUAAACAAUACAAUAUAACAACUACAUAUAUAGCAUUUACAUUUUAUUAGGUAUUAUACGUAACCUAGCGAUGAUUUAAAGUAUAGAGGAAGCUGGGCAAGGUGACGUGCACCUGUAGUUUCACCCACUUUGGAAGCUGCAGUGGGAAGAUUGCUUGAGCCCAGGAGUUUGAGGCUGUUGUGCCCUGAUUAUGCCUGAAUAGCCACUGCGUUGCAGCCUAGCAACAUAGUGAGACACCAUCUCUUAAAAAAAAGUAUACAUGGGAAUGUGCAAGUGUUUUAUGCAAAUACUAUACCAUUUUAUAUUAGGGACAUGAGCACCCAAGGAUUUUGGUAUCCAUGAGAGGGUUGGCUGGGGAGUAUCCUGGAACCAGUCUCCCAUGGAUACCAGGGGAUGAUUGUAUUCACUAAUGUUCUAGCUUUUUUGUCAUUCCCUCCCCUCCCUGCUUUAUCAUUAUAUUUCCUUCUUAGGUUCCUGGUUGACUUUCUAGAAAUGCCACUUCCACUGUCCCUGCCGCUAACUUCAUACAUUACCUUAAAAUUUUACUAUUUAAAUUAGUUUGUGUUUUAAAAUAAAGUGCUUUGCCUUGAUACCAGUCUGUGCCUUUAAAGUGCCACUAACAUAAUGACAGAUGCCUUUUAGAAAUCCUGCAAACUGUUGUAUGGCCAUUGGCAUCACUCUGUUAGUGUUAAAUAAGCUGUAUUUUCUUUGGAUUAGCCCUACCCAGUUUUGUUUUUCUUCUGUUAAUGCUCAACAGAAAACUGAAGAUGGUCACAACUUUCCGACCUUGUGCACAUUGCUUCUCUGGUCUAUUGCCAUAGGAUACUGUAGCAGUAUCUUACAGACAUCUUUGAUGGCCAAUCAGAAGCAGUUAAAUUACCUUAAAUUUUUUAAAUGGAACUCUGACAGCCAAUAAGAAAUCCCGUGGGUGGGAACAGUAACAACCCUUUGGCUUGUUUUUAAGAACAAUUCUAAAUUUUCAAUAUUCUGUUUUAGAAGCACAUGAUGCCCUAGUGCAGCUGCUAUGUGCAUUUGCCAGACAUUUCCACGCCUUAGAGUUCCCCAUAGUUUGAAGUCUGAAUCUGACCCCUGUUCUGCUUCUCAAGGUAACUUUAAAACAGGAAGUGUACAAAAGAGGUAACUGAUGACGUGAACAGCCAAUCGUGGCUUUGUGUUCUUAGCCGAUAAAGCAGUUCAGCCAAUGGGACCACUGUGGAGGCAAGGUUUGGUGUCAAAUAGCAUGCUAGAUUGAAUGCCUUUGACUGUUAAAGUGGAAGGAGGCUGCAGGGCUUCAUUGGAGCCUCGGAGUUUUUCACUGAGGCAGGGGUCAGCUGAAAGACAAAGAAAAAUGGCGAAUAGUUUGUUGGGGGGUGGGAGGACAGCUGUUCGGGUUUUCACUGGAGUGGACAUUCCAGACCCAGGUUUCUGCAUCUCCUGCUGCCUUUUGUUUCCUCCGUCCUUUAGGGGGGAGGGAUAGGAGUGACUUAAAUUCUCCCAGCCCGAGGAGGUAUAAAUAACUACAUGUAAAAUUAAUGCAGUUCCCGAGACAGAGUCUCAUUGUGUUGCCAAGGCUGAUCUCAAACUACUGGCCUGAAGUGAUUCUGCUGUCUCAACCUCCGGAGUUGUUGGGAUUACAGAGAUCUUGUGUCCUUCAAAAGAAGAUUACCUUUGUCUUUUGAAGUCAGGAAUUUAUAAAAAGAGUUUGCUGGAUGGAAAAAUCAUAAAGGCCAUAACUCUAAAACCUAAUGUAAAGAAGAACAGUUAGAGCUGUCCAAAGAUGGGAAAGAAUGUCUUACCAGUAAGCCAGUUUCCCGGAACUGGAGUGGGGGGCCCUCAAAGCAGUUUGCAUGGCAAGUUGUGCCAGGAUGAGGCCUGUCCAGGGACCCAUGCAAUAAAAGUUGUCGAGAUGUCCACAGAAGGAGGAUUUGGUGGUACUAGCAGCAGUGAUGCCCAGCAAAGCCUACAGUCGUUCUGGCCUCGGGUCAUGGAAGAAAUCCGGAAUUUAACAGUGAAAGACUUCCGAGUACAGGAACUCCCACUGGCUCGUAUUAAGAAGAUUAUGAAACUGGAUGAAGAUGUGAAGAUGAUCAGUGCAGAAGCGCCUGUACUCUUUGCCAAGGCAGCCCAGAUUUUUAUCACAGAGUUGACUCUUCGAGCCUGGAUUCACACAGAAGAUAACAAGCGCCGGACUCUACAGAGAAAUGAUAUCGCCAUGGCAAUUACAAAAUUUGAUCAGUUUGAUUUUCUCAUCGAUAUUGUUCCAAGAGAUGAACUGAAACCUCCAAAGCGUCAGGAGGAGGUGCGCCAAUCUGUAACUCCUGCCGAGCCAGUCCAGUACUAUUUCACGCUGGCUCAGCAGCCCACCGCUGUCCAAGUCCAGGGCCAGCAGCAAGGUCAGCAGACCACCAGCUCCACGACCACCAUCCAGCCUGGGCAGAUCAUCAUCGCGCAGCCUCAGCAGGGCCAGACCACACCUGUGACAAUGCAGGUUGGAGAAGGUCAGCAGGUGCAGAUUGUCCAGGCCCAGCCACAGGGUCAAGCCCAACAGGCCCAGAGUGGCACUGGACAGACCAUGCAGGUGAUGCAGCAGAUCAUCACUAACACAGGAGAGAUCCAGCAGAUCCCGGUGCAGCUGAAUGCCGGCCAGCUGCAGUAUAUCCGCUUAGCCCAGCCUGUAUCAGGCACUCAAGUUGUGCAGGGACAGAUCCAGACACUUGCCACCAAUGCUCAACAGAUUACACAGACAGAGGUCCAGCAAGGACAACAGCAGUUCAGCCAGUUCACAGAUGGACAGCAGCUCUACCAGAUCCAGCAAGUCACCAUGCCUGCGGGCCAGGACCUCGCCCAGCCCAUGUUCAUCCAGUCAGCCAACCAGCCCUCCGACGGGCAGGCCCCCCAGGUGACCGGCGACUGAGGGCCUGAGCUGGCAAGGCCAAGGACACCCAACACAAUUUUUGCCAUACAGCCCCAGGCGAUGGGCACAGCCUUCCUCCCCAGAGGACCCGGCCGACCUCAGCGCCUCCUGCAGGCUAGGACACUGGUGCACUACGCCCCAUGCCUGGGGGCCGCGAUUCUCCAGCAGAAAGAUGCAAUAUUUUUUGUUUCCUUUUUUUCCAUUUUUUUCUCCAAGGAAUCAAUAUUUCAAUAUGUUGAGUGUGUGUCCAAUGCUAUGAAAUUAAAAUAUUAAAUAACAUAUUUAUGGCAUUUUCUUGAAGAGUGUGGUUGAAGAAAUAUUUCUCCUUUUGUUUUUCUUUUUUUUUGUUUGUUACUGCCACUUCUUUUUAGGAGCAAAUCUCCCCAGGGGUGUACGGUAUUUCUUGACUCUUGGAACAGCUGCUACCCGCAAGACUUGCCACGUUGUUCUGCCCUCAGAUGGAAUUAGGUGAAUGUGUGUAGCUGCUUUUUCACUCGUGGUCCUCUCCCCAUCCCUUGCUCUGACCCCAGAGCUCUGUGUAUUUGCAUCCAGAGGCCAUGGAAACAUUCCUUGCAUUUAAGAGACAGCUUUAUUCCCCGUGGAGAGUGGGUGGAUUCAUUGCCACACUCUUUUCUCCCAGGGACCCAGGAAACUAGGACUUUGUGUGUUUGCUGCCCACCUCCCUUUUAUUUUUUAAAUGCAUUAAAAACUGUGCUAGUCUCCUUUGCAUGGACUUCAAGCUGCAUGAAAUGCAAUAAAUCUCAUUUUAGAUAA
Molecule: messenger RNA, 4193 nt
Organism: Symphalangus syndactylus (siamang)
Lineage: Eukaryota; Metazoa; Chordata; Mammalia; Primates; Hylobatidae
Gene: NFYC
Product: nuclear transcription factor Y subunit gamma
Biological process (GO): regulation of transcription by RNA polymerase II
Cellular component (GO): nucleus; CCAAT-binding factor complex
Molecular function (GO): RNA polymerase II cis-regulatory region sequence-specific DNA binding; DNA-binding transcription activator activity, RNA polymerase II-specific; protein heterodimerization activity
Source: RefSeq, a predicted model, not a curated record